GCCGCCGCCGCCGCCGCUCCCGCCGCUCCCCGCCGCCGCCGCCGCCGCGCUGCAGGACUGGCUAUGGCCACCACUACUUCCGGGUUCCGUCACUUCAUUCUCCCGCCGAUCAGCGCUGCAAAACUGAGCCUCUUCUAUAAGGCAGCCAGCAGCCAACCUGCCAACACUUACUGACACUCACUCAUCUCAGAGAGCCAGGGAGAGAGGGAGGCAAAAUACCUACCGGGAGGAGGAAAAAAAAACAGAGAGAGAGAGAGACAGAGAGGGGGAAGUCCGGGCUUUGCAAACUAUUCCAUUUUUCUUCGCAUCUUUCCCCACCCCCCUUCACAGUACUUAAAAAAAAAAAAAAAAAUAACCAAACAACAACAAAAAAAAAAACCAACCAACAACCAAACCAAACCAACAACCAAAAAAAAAAACCAAACCAACCCUAAAGCGAUCCUAAAAGGCAAAACCCGAGCGCGGAGUUACUGGAAGAAGAAACCGGGGUUAAAAAGAUUCCUCCUCUCUUCUUCAUCAUCAUCAACCAUCAUUCAUUCACUACCUUGACAUUCCCUGGCUUUGAUUGACAGCUGGAGUGGCAAAAAGCCAUGAGACACGACAGUUUGGUUACAUGUGGGUUGCUGACGGGCCGAUCGUAACCUUCAGUUUGGGGGCUUGACAAUUUUUUUUUUUUUUUUUUUUUUUUUUUUUUGCGUAGAGAAAGAAAAAAGGAAAAAGAGAGAGAGAAAAAGGAAAGAGAGAAAGAGAGAGAAAAAAGAAGAAAACAGAGAAACUCAUCGUGGUUCUUGACUGUUUUUUAUAUAUUAUUGUUGUUGUUAUUGUUGUUGUUGUUGUUAUUAUUUGCCCAUAUUGGAGGAUAGGAGAAGUCUAUAAGUGGGUUGCAAAAAAAAAAAAAAAAAAAAAAAAAAGGAAUCUUCUUCACUUUAAAUCACUUUCUUUGCUGGACUGGGAUAUUAAAUAUACGACACAUCCAGGAGUUUAUUGGAGCGCAGACUGAUGGCGCAAAGGUACGAUGAGCUGCCCCACUACGGCGGGAUGGACGGAGUAGGGGUGCCGGCCUCCAUGUACGGGGACCCCCACGCCCCCCGGCCGAUCCCCCCGGUGCACCACCUCAACCAUGGGCCGCCGCUCCACGCCGGACAGCACUACGGCGCCCACGCCCCGCACCCCAAUGUCAUGCCGGCCAGCAUGGGCUCCGCUGUCAACGACGCCCUGAAGCGGGACAAGGAUGCGAUCUACGGGCACCCGUUGUUCCCCCUCUUAGCUCUGGUCUUUGAGAAGUGCGAGCUGGCGACCUGCACGCCCCGGGAGCCCGGCGUGGCCGGCGGGGACGUCUGCUCCUCCGACUCCUUCAACGAGGACAUCGCCGUCUUCGCCAAACAGGUCCGCGCUGAGAAACCACUUUUUUCUUCAAAUCCAGAGUUGGACAAUUUGAUGAUCCAAGCAAUACAAGUACUAAGGUUUCACCUUUUGGAAUUAGAAAAGGUUCAUGAAUUGUGCGAUAACUUCUGCCAUCGGUACAUUAGUUGUUUGAAAGGAAAAAUGCCAAUAGACCUCGUGAUUGAUGAAAGGGAUGGCAGCUCCAAAUCAGACCACGAAGAACUCUCAGGAUCUUCCACAAAUUUAGCCGACCAUAAUCCUUCAUCUUGGAGAGACCACGAUGAUGCAACCUCAACGCACUCGGCAGGCACACCGGGGCCCUCCAGUGGGGGCCAUGCUUCCCAGAGCGGAGACAACAGCAGCGAGCAAGGAGAUGGUUUAGACAACAGUGUAGCCUCACCUGGUACAGGGGAUGAUGAUGACCCAGACAAGGACAAAAAGCGUCAGAAGAAAAGAGGCAUUUUCCCCAAAGUAGCAACAAAUAUCAUGAGAGCGUGGCUUUUCCAGCAUCUCACACAUCCAUAUCCUUCAGAGGAGCAGAAGAAACAGUUAGCCCAAGACACAGGACUUACAAUUCUACAAGUAAACAACUGGUUUAUUAAUGCCAGAAGAAGAAUAGUACAGCCUAUGAUUGACCAGUCAAAUCGAGCAGGUUUUCUUCUUGAUCCUUCAGUGAGCCAAGGAGCAGCGUAUAGUCCAGAGGGUCAGCCGAUGGGAAGCUUUGUAUUGGAUGGUCAGCAGCACAUGGGAAUCCGGCCUGCAGGUUUGCAAGGCAUGCCAGGGGACUACGUAUCUCAGGGUGGUCCUAUGGGUAUGAGUAUGGCACAGCCAAGUUACACUCCUCCCCAGAUGACCCCACACCCUACUCAAUUAAGACAUGGACCCCCAAUCCAUUCAUAUUUGCCAAGUCACCCCCAUCACCCAGCCAUGAUGAUGCACGGAGGACCCCCUACCCACCCUGGAAUGACCAUGUCAGCACAGAGCCCCACAAUGUUAAAUUCUGUAGAUCCCAGUGUUGGUGGACAGGUUAUGGACAUUCAUGCCCAAUAGUAUAAGGGAACUCAAGGGAAAAACAAAACAAAACAAAAAAAACCACAAAACAAACAAACAAAAAAAAAAAAAACAAAAACAAAAACUAUUUUAAGACUUUUGAACUUUGACCAGAUGUUGACACUUAAUACGAAAUUCCAGACAGCUGUGAUUAUUUUUUACUUUUUGUCAUUUUUCAUCAACAACAGAGGACCAACGAAACAAGAACACAAAUGUGAAAUCAUGGGCUCACUGAAAUGAAUAUGUCCAUGUACAGAUCCUCUGGAAAAAAAAAAAGACUCCAAGAGUUAUAACUACUGUAGUAUAAACAUAGGAACUAAGUUAACUUGUACAUUUCUGUUGAUCACUCCGUUACGUUGCCUCAAAUAGUUUUAGAAGAAAAAAAAUCCUUGUUUUCCACACUAUGUGUGUUGUUCCCAAAAGAAUGACUGUUUUGGUUCAGCAGUGAAGUCACUAUCCAUGAAAGACCUGUUUUGGCCAGUGAGAAAAGAACUACCCUGGAGAUGAAGACGAAAAGUCUUGCUGGGUCUCUCAUCACUCAGAAGACUGUUCCAAGAAGGCCUUGCCAUUCCCUCGUUUUGUUCCUUCAUAAAAUGUGUCCUUUAGUUUCAAACAGAUCUUUAUAGUUUGUGCUUCAUUAAGUCUCUCCCCAUUCCUCCCCAAUUUUUUUUUUUUUUUUUUUUUGGACUCUUCUUCAAAGAGCUUGCAGGUGAAGAUUUAAAAGACAGACCAGACAGAGCAGGAGCUUCUUCCAGUAGUUCUGAGCCUUGGCUUUGGACAAAACAAAACUAAAAGUUGGGCAGCUUUCCUCAAUGAAAGAAGUUACUAACGGUCUUUGCACCAAACCUAGGACUUUAUCAUGAACUCAAAGCUUGGGAAAAAAAAAGCAAGAGAAUACUGUAACAAACUUCGUACAGAGUUCGGUCUAUUAAUUGUUUCAUGUUAGAUAUUCUAUGUGUUUACCUCAAUUGAAAAAAAAAAAAGAAUGUUUUUGCUAGUAUCAGAUCUGCUGUGGAAUUGGUAUUGUAUGUCCAUGAAUUCUUCCUUUCUCAGCACGUGUUCCUCACUAGAAGAAAAUGCUGUUACCUUUAAGCUUUGUCAAAAUUUACAUUAAAAUACUUGUAUGAGGACUGUGACGUUAUGUUUUAAAAAGAAAAAAAAAGGUGUUAAGUCACAAAAUGCGGUAAUAAAUAUUUCAUUUUUGAUUUUU
Molecule: messenger RNA, 3643 nt
Organism: Phalacrocorax carbo (great cormorant)
Lineage: Eukaryota; Metazoa; Chordata; Aves; Suliformes; Phalacrocoracidae
Source: RefSeq, a predicted model, not a curated record